Molecule: messenger RNA, 4967 nt
Organism: Aedes albopictus (Asian tiger mosquito)
Lineage: Eukaryota; Metazoa; Arthropoda; Insecta; Diptera; Culicidae
Exons: 2
Coding region: 2031-4967 (978 amino acids)
Molecular function (GO): nucleic acid binding; zinc ion binding
Source: RefSeq, a predicted model, not a curated record
GGCACUUUAAACUGAAAUGGACUAUUUGAGUGCUGUGUGGGAACUGAACUUUCGUUUCGUAAAUUAUCGCAGUGUAUGAGACCAAUGAAUCCCACCUACCCCAGACUACAUCCCUGAGUCACAACUGCAGUGGUUAUAUCACCAUCGACCGAACAGCUACCUGCGAAACUGCUAUAGCAGUAUGUUUACUGGUCAGUCUCUAACAACAAUAGGCUUCCAAUAGCAGAUCUGUUGCCAUCAUCAACUGCUAGCAUCGGGACGGCAGCCGAACUGAUAACGGCGGGAUGAGAGUGAGAUCCUCGCUCUCGACUCAUCGAUGGACCACUGCAGUGCACUGAACCUUGACCGUGAUCAUCAUCAAAACCAGUCGAAAUUGGGUCGCCGGACAGAUAACUGGGCACCGAGCCCACGCGAAAUUUUAAUUUGUUAGUUUUAAGCUCCAAUGUAGUUUUAAGUAUAAAGAUGUUAGUGUCCGAAUAAAUGUGGUUUUAUUAAGUAGUGUUUCUGUAAAUCGCGCGUGUUUUUUAAAUUGUGAACUGGAAAUCCACCUACCAGCACCAGGAACCCCAGAAACAUCGAGCUAAGAUUUGAUCGCUAGACCACUGGAUUGGUCUCCUCUGGAUCCCCUCGUCCCCCUACACACAACUGGUCGAUGUCGGACCUGACCCGAUUGCAUGCUGCUAUCGAAGACCAAGGAAAAUAGGAGUCAGGUGCGUUCAUUGUGGUCCUUCGAGCCGGAUGAGGACUAGAGAAGGAUCAACGGGAGCUCGAAUUGGAUACAGUUGACACGGAGUCGACGAACGGACGCUGUUAGGUGCCAUCUUGCCAGCUAUUCAGGAUUGUAUGCUGCAAUUGUUGUCGUGCAAGAAAGGAUUGCCUGCGACAAAGGAUCAAUGCAUUUGAGGGAAUAAAGGAUAUCCACCAUCAUCCUUUGGAAUCAGCGUCGCUUGGCUUGGACAUUCGCUGCGCGGUAUUUUCUGUCAGGUUAGUGAACACCGCUUACUAUAUGUCCAGCCGACACUAGGCUACUAUCGCAUCCUAACACCUGUGUUUUCCACAAUUUUGCAUGCGCGAUAUCAACGAGAUUCGGACCUUUUGGAAAUUUCCUGGAUACUGGUUCCCAUCGUGUGGCUGGAACUGGACACGAUUACCAUUCACUGCCAUUUGGAUUGCAUGGUUCCAAGUGGAGGAGGACACCAACCCAAGGUGAACGAUUGCUACAACACCGGAGGACACUCACUGGACUAGCACCGAAACUUGUCUCACAGCUGGACAGGACCGUCAGGUGGCUUCGGAAACGGCCUUGUAUUCUGUGGUGCUGUGCGAACGACGAGACUAUUCGUGGCAACAGGGUGCUAUUUCAUCUCCUAGGAAGAUCGCCUCAGAGGUGGUGAUACAUUCACUACCUGACCAUUCAUCCGCCAUUCAUCUGGUUGACGAUACCGAUCACCACGGAAGGAUCGAUACUACCAUCGGGGCAUGUGUGGACGAGAAGAGGCAGCGUCAACGGAUAUUUGUCCAGGUAAAUACACCUUAUUAGAGUAUAUGUUGCCGAGGCUAGGCCUACAGUAAAUACACCUGUUGAUCGAAAUUCGUAUCCUCUUCGACUCCUUAUUUACACACGUGAGCCCUGUGGACCCGGCUGGGUCUGUUGAAUGCCUUUCGUGGACGUUGAUCAUCCGCCUUGGACAUUUGAGUGAAUUGCACGCUGGACUUGCACCGCUGUUGGUUGUCUGGGUAAGCCACUACAGUAUAUGUCCAGCCGUGGCAUUUAUUUUGAAUACUACAUCGUAUCUCCCUCCUCUUCAUUCCUCUACUUAUCGUUAUUGCUGAGACGAACUGGUUGACGUUGAGAAAUCACACUGCACUGAUCGUGAUUUGCUAUUUGGAUUGUCGAUUAUCGUUGGGCGGAACCGCCUGUUUUGUCAGGUUAGUGAACACGAUAGUAUAUGCCAGCCAAGCUAGGCGUAUAUGCGGAAUAUUACACCACCAUCUCUCUAUUCUGUUGCCGGUGAUUUGUGACGUCAACUAUGCCGCCUGCUGGAUCAUCCACUAAGAAAGUUUCGCUGAAGCAACUAACUGCAAGGCUUGCGGGAAUACAGUCCUCUCUUCGGGACAUUUUGGAAUUCAUUGAGGAUUUCAAGGAGGAUACAAAGCUUUCUCAAGUGGAGGUUCGUCUGGAGAAGUUGGAAGAGAUAUGGGAGAAAUUUUCCGAGACGUUAGUUGAGAUUAAAUCUCACGACGAUUAUAACGGGGAGGAGACUUAUGACAAGGAAAGGCGGGAGUUCAACUAUCAUUAUUAUGAGGCGAAAUCUUUCCUUGUGGAUCAAGUUAAGGAGUUGAGGGAGCCAUCGUCGUUAGACCAAAGUGUGAGAACUACCGAUGCGUCAAUGCAUGGCGUGCUUGAUAAUGUACGCUUGCCGCAAAUCAAGCUUCAAAGCUUCAAUGGAGAUAUCGACGAGUGGUUAGGUUUCCGGGACCUGUUCACCUCUCUUAUACAUUGGAAGCCUGAUCUUCCGGAAGUGGAAAAAUUCCACUACCUGAAGGGUUGUCUUCAAGGGGAACCACGGAGCCUGAUCGAUCCAUUGAAGAUAACCAAGGCAAACUACCAGGUAGCAUGGGAUAUGCUGCUGAAGCGUUAUAACAACAGUAAGCAAUUGAAGAAGAGGCAAAUUCAGUCACUGCUGUCGUUGCCAGCGCUCUCCAAGGAAUCCGUCGGGGAAUUGCACACACUUUUGGAAGGUUUUGAACGGAUAGUGCAAACCCUCGAUCAGAUAGUCCAGCCAGCCGAUUAUAAGGAUUUACUGCUGGUGAACAUCCUCACGUCACGCUUGGAUCCAGUGACGCGUAGGGGAUGGGAAGAGUAUUCUUCGUCAAAGGAAAACGAUACUCUAGAUGAACUUAGGGAGUUCCUCAAUCGGCGAGUGCACGUAUUGGAAUCACUGCCACCCAAAUCCACGGACACUAGGGGUGUCCAUCAGCCUCAACCACAGCCGAAGCAGAAGUCAUCCUUCACAAGGACCAGCUUCACCACAUCGCAAGCGUCGGGGAUGCGUUGCGUAUGCUGUUCGGGGAAUCAUCCGCUGUUCCAAUGCAGCACAUUCCAACGGCUGUCGGUUUCAGACAGGGACGGCCUGCUGAGAACUCAUUCCCUCUGCCGAAACUGUCUCAGGCCGGGUCAUCAGGCUCGGGAAUGUCCAUCCAAGUACUCGUGCAGGAAUUGCAAGGGUCGCCACCAUUCCAUGGUCUGCUUCAAGUCAGAAAAGGGUGGUGGAAAUAAGGUUUCCACGGUUGCAAGGGGCAACAAUCUAUCCUCCGACAAGGAAUCACAAGGAGCUUCACAACCCAGUUCCUCUCAAGUGGCUAAUGCGGCAGCCACUGAUACAACGGUCUCAAAUGCAGCGCACCAAUACUCUUCGCAAGUUCUCCUUGCAACAGCGAUCAUCGUGAUGGCGGACGGCGAUGGAAACAGGCAUCCUGCUCGUGCUCUUUUGGAUUCCGGCUCCGAGAGCAAUUUCAUAACCGAACGGUUGUGUCAACGGAUGAGAGUGACCCGAGAUAAGGUGGACAUUUCGGUUUUAGGCAUCGGACAAGCUUCAACAAGGGUUAAGCAACGAAUCCGAGCGGUGGUACGCUCGCGAUUAUCUCCGUUUUCGCGGGAAUUGGAUUUCCUUAUUCUACCCAAGGUGACUGUUAAUCUUCCGACAACCUCAGUCAAUAUUGAUGGUUGGACCAUUCCAAGCGGUAUCGAAUUGGCAGAUCCGGCAUUUUUUGAGUCGAAGGGAGUGGACAUCGUACUCGGCAUCGAGUCGUUCUUCGACUUUUUCGAAACAGGCAGGCGAAUCUCAUUAGGCGAAGGGUUACCAACUCUAAAUGACUCGGUAUUCGGAUGGGUCGUUUGUGGAGGCGCAUCGACUUCCAUCAACUCUCUGCAAAUCAGUUGCAACACUUCAACUUCCGGAAGGCUGGACCUACUAUUGGAGCGGUUUUGGGAGUGUGAAGAACUAGAAUCGGAAAGAGCAUUUUCUCCAGAGGAGCGACGCUGUGAAGAGCUCUACCAGCAAACAGUUCGUCGAGAGCAGGAUGGUCGGUACACCGUCGCUCUCCCGAAACACAACGAAACACCUCUACACUUGGGCGAGUCCCGAGAGAUUGCAUUUCGUCGGCUUCAAGGAACGGAACGUAGGCUGGCGAGGGAUGCCAGUUUGCGAGAGCAAUAUGUCGCGUUCAUGGACGAGUAUCUAGCAAUGGGACACAUGCGGAAGGUCGACCAAACUACUCAGGAGACGGUCCAACGAUGCUAUUUGCCGCAUCAUCCGGUGGUCAAGGAGGCAAGCACCACCACUAAGGUACGAGUAGUGUUCGAUGCUUCCUGUAAAACGGCAUCAGGAGUGUCGUUGAACGAUGUUUUACUGGUGGGGCCAGUGAUUCAGGAGGAUCUAAGGUCGAUUGUUCUACGGUGUCGCACACGCCAAAUCAUGCUGGUAUCAGACGUGGAAAAAAUGUUCCGUCAGAUCAACAUCUGCGAAGAGGAUCGACCGCUCCAAUGUAUCCUGUGGAGAUCUACGCCGAUAGAAGAGGUUGGCGUGUAUGAGCUGAACACCGUGACAUACGGUACCAAACCAGCUCCCUUUUUGGCUACCAGGACGGUAAAGCAACUGGUGGAAGAUGAAGCUACACAGUAUCCCAUGGCAGCACAAGCAGCCAGCGAGGACGUCUACAUGGACGACGUCAUCACAGGAGCGGACGACGUCGAAACGGCACUGAUUCUUCGAGAACAACUUGACUUGAAAUUUAUCUUAAAUAUUCUAAGCUUUCUGCAAUUUGAAGACGUUUUGCCAGAACUUUGUUUCAUAUGUUUUUUCAGCAAUAUUCCUUUAAGAUUUUUAGCAAAAUCGCUGUAUCAAUCUACAGAGCGUUCUUGGAGAAAUCUGUUAGAACCCGUCAUCCUACCAAAAGAUACGUGA